This is a messenger RNA of Eurypyga helias (sunbittern), 1695 nucleotides long. It is a transcript of the gene EFHB, whose product is annotated as EF-hand domain family, member B. The record is from RefSeq and is a predicted model, not a curated record. NCBI's taxonomy places the organism in Eukaryota, Metazoa, Chordata, Aves, Eurypygiformes, Eurypygidae. Gene Ontology annotation, molecular function: calcium ion binding.
GCUGGAAAGUUGCUUGUCACUGGCGACACGGCUGCGAGUUGCCUCACUGAGGUGUUAGCCAGGCCCAUUACUCCAACGACUGUGCAGAAGUUUCGAAAUACAACAAAUCCAGCUCCUGGUGUUGGAAGAAUAUUCUAUGGCAGAGCAGAUGAUCCUGACAUUGCAGCUCACUUGACACAUGGCAUAGAGUCACGUUCUUCACUCAGUGCAGCUUCUUCGAUAAAUCCACUUCCUAAAACUGAUUUUCAACAAAAAAUACAAGACAAAAAAGAAGCAAUUUACUUGAGUAAUUGUCAAGCAUCCUUGGGCAGAUCACAUGAUCAGUCUUCUAUGUUACCUAAGGGCUUGGAUAUAAUUAAUACUACAUUUGGAACAAAAGUCAUCCAAGAUGUAUCAACUGGAGAACUUAUAAAUCCACCAAAAGCUUUUGAGGAAGUGGAUAAAGAAUCCAGAGAAGGACAUGAGCUCUAUGUUGUAUCCCACAAUGAUUAUUAUGUGGGGGAAGCAAUAAAUAGGAAGUAUGACUCACCAAACUUCAGCAAGUCUUUUGUUUAUGGAAUAGAAACCCCUCACUUCAAAGAUGGGCGAAGUGUAUCCAAGUCCUUAAAUUGGGUCUAUGAUCUGCAGUUGAAGAGAGCAGCAAAAAUUGUAUCAAAACAAAGUGAUGAUUUCAAGGAAAAAUUUCAACCUCAGCUUGGAAAAGUCCUUGAUCCUAUAGCAGAAACUAUGAAUGUUCCCCCAGGCCAUACAUUUGGAAUGUUACUCUGUCGAGAUGAAUAUGGUGUUGGUGAUCUUCUUCACUGCUGGGUUCCACGUGAGUUCCUCCGUGGUAGAGACAGUGAGAGAGCUGUCUUGAUUGCAGUUCGGCAAAGUUUGAAGAAAGCAAACUAUGCAAAUUUUGACCUGUUACUAGAAGCGUUCAGGCAUUACGAUAAGAAUGGCGAUGGAAUGAUAGACAAGGAUGACCUGCGAAAGUCCUGUUUUCAGCUUAAUCUGAAUCUAGAUUAUGAGCUCCUGGAUUCCUUGUUUGACUAUUGUGAUUUGGAUAAAAAUGGUCGGAUUAAUUAUCUGGAGUUUGCAAACUUUCUGAACUGGAAAGACAGAAUGGCUGUUAAAGAGUUUGAAGAAAAAAUAAUUACAAAAGGAAAAAAACUGGAUGCUCCCGGUCUGCCGGAAGACACAAAGACAGAUAAUGAGACACUGCUGAAGUGGGAAGAUCUUGUGUUAAAGGAAGCAGGAAGAUCAGAAAAGACACCAAAAAUGCUUACAAGAUCAACAGAUCAUGUAUUUGCAAAUUAUCAGACAACUUCUUCUCAGUAUAAUGCUGUAGUAGGUGGUCUCCCAACAACCUGUUAUCCAGUGUGUGGUCUCCCAACUAUUCGUUCAGAUAUUCCUGCUCAAAUUCGCCACAUCAGUGACAGAACUAAUUAUGGUGAUGAGGCUAAUGCUUAUGCAUUGUUGUUCCCUUCUGUCUUCAGUCAAAAGGGAGUGUACGAAAGAGACUUUUUUAAAACAAGACCAAAGGCAGAGGUUGCACAAAUUCUUCACAACAUUGGCAUGAGCAUUUCUGAUGAAAGGUUUGAAGAGAUAUGGAAGCAAGCCUGUAUGAAACAUCAGAAAGAAGAGGUUUGUGUUGAAAGCAUCAGGAAUGUACUGGAUGAGAUACAUGGCUCACACACAAAACCCAGUUGCUAA